This is a messenger RNA of Aphanomyces astaci, 429 nucleotides long. Its product is annotated as ubiquitin-60S ribosomal protein L40. Gene Ontology annotation, biological process: translation. The record is from RefSeq and is a predicted model, not a curated record. Bases 75 to 236 code for a protein of 53 amino acids. The transcript has 2 exons. Gene Ontology annotation, cellular component: ribosome. NCBI's taxonomy places the organism in Eukaryota, Oomycota, Saprolegniomycetes, Saprolegniales, Verrucalvaceae. Gene Ontology annotation, molecular function: structural constituent of ribosome.
AUUUGGUUGGCUUGUGGGGUCGGUUUUGGGCUGGUUGGUGUCAGAGGGAAAUCUACUGACCAACAGUAAAGACCAUGGCUAUUGAACCGACCCUUGCGGCUUUGGCCAAGAAGACGAACUGCGAAAAGCAAAUCUGCCGCGUGUGCUACGCGCGCCUCCCCCCUCGCGCGUCCAACUGCCGCAAGAAGAAGUGCGGUCACUCCAACCAAUUGCGCAUCAAGAAGAAGAUCAAAUAGACUCGUGUGUCCGAACUAUUCGAUGCACUUCCAGUGUGCGUUGGCAUCAGCAGUGUGUGGUUCGCGGCGCGUUGGCCGAGACGGCGUCUAUGUAUUCUAACCCGCUGCUCGCGUGUAGCAAUAUAAAACGACUCUUGAAUAAACACGGGAACCACCCUGAGUCUCUUCCCUCAACCCCGUCCUUCACGCAGCA